Molecule: messenger RNA, 1774 nt
Organism: Colletotrichum navitas
Lineage: Eukaryota; Fungi; Ascomycota; Sordariomycetes; Glomerellales; Glomerellaceae
Exons: 4
Coding region: 400-1509 (369 amino acids)
Source: RefSeq, a predicted model, not a curated record
GUCUUCGCACGGUACGGCGGAACCCACUACUGAAAUCUCGAGACCCCUCUAAUGGUUUGGAUGACGAUGAAAUGUUUUCGUAGGCAACACCAUUCGGGCCUCCUUUAUUCCCUCACGACUUUUUAUCUCUCUUCUUUGUUUUACAUCUUCGGUUGUCCAACACGCGUUUUUUCUGGCCCAUAAGAGGUCAAAGUCAAGGAGACACAAGAUUCUUUUACUUACACCACUGAUACAUCAGCUUUGGUCUUCUCUGUAAUGAACCAUCCUUACACCUCGCCUUCUGGUCGGCUAAGCAUUUUCGACAGUACUUCCAGAUACUUUUCUGAGAUGAAAAGGUCGAUAUAAUCACGCCUGGGGAUACGGGAGCGAGCUGGGAGGCGUAUCCUUUCCCAACGGAUCAUGCAGUUGACCCCUAUCAAAGUUAGAGGCAAGCGUGGCAAAGCCCCUUCGUCCAAGGCACCGACCAAGCAACCGGUGAAGAAACGUACAUCACGCCUUUCGAGUCGCUUGUCGGUCAAGCGCAAGUCCCUUCUGGAGCGGCAACUACCUCUUGAAAUCAUCGAGCGUAUCUUUGUCCUCAGCCAGAACCUCAACUUCCCCCGUUGCAGUCCCCUCGUCGGCCGUCUUCUCUCUGGUAGAUCUACGCUUGUCAACCUUCUCAUAGCUGCAUUCCACCCUACGUGGGAUUGUUGGUUUGGUGUCAACAGACGUGCGCUCAAGACGGUCUCAAAGCGCGAUGCCACAGAAGACUCACGGAGAGUUUGGCGACAUGAAGACUUCUCCGAGUGCUUCCCGGGAGAUCCAGAGUUCCAGUCUUCCGUGCUAGCAUCUCCCUGGCUUAGCAUGGAUAUCAUGAUCGACGCGCGGCAGGUUUGGGCCUGGCGCUUCGCUCGCGACAGGUGGUAUUCGCAUUCCCACGUCGGUCCAAAAGACGAGGAGACGGACCAUACGGGCUCCCUGGACUGCCUUCAUGACAGAGUUGGCGGUUUUGGUCACUUUGAUUCAAGUGGCUGCUUCGAGUAUGAUUGGCUCGCGUACGGGCUUAACGGCCCAAAACCCGCGCUCGACUUUUAUGUUGAUGUACACCCCAAGGCAACUAUCCCAGACGGUCUCAUUACGGGGCCAUGGACACCAGAGCAGCAGAGGCUUCUCUUUUGGCUUCGGAGAGGCGGUGCAAAGAUCCAGGCCGAACAUCAGACCUGGGAGACGCUGCGGGUUGGCCUUCAGAACGCCGUUACUCACCGGAACCCAGGAAACCUGGACGGACGUCUGGUGCACAUGCUACUCCUUCUGGGCGACUUCUUCUCCUCACAAGGGCUCGGGGAUAAUCUGUCUCUCUGGCCGCUGGAUGUCUUGGAGGAGGAACAUGCCAAAGUGGCCAGGCUGCUCGAGGCAAGGGGCCGCAGCAAGGCUGGGCCCCUACCCGAGCUCGUCCAACUGGAGAAGCUCAUGGUUGACUACCACCGCCGCAAGGUCGAUCUCCUCACGUCGAGACGAAGUCGGAACUAACAUCUAAUGUCGUACCCGAUCCUGUGUCGGUCUUCUGCACUAUUCAGGAAGUUACUGUGAGCUAGUGAAGGAGGAACUGUACAUACUCGAAGGGUGUGGCUUGCUUCUGCAAAUAUCUCGACGUCGCCAACGCUCAUCUAAUACAUUUUAAUGUAAUGCGGCGGCCGAGGAACAGGCUGACGAAAGACGCGAGUAUGAGGAUCCUGUGUGAAGUCGUUCGAGACGACUGUGCUGAGAGUAUAUUAUCAGAGCGUACGAGAGUCCC